Molecule: messenger RNA, 2553 nt
Organism: Phalaenopsis equestris
Lineage: Eukaryota; Viridiplantae; Streptophyta; Magnoliopsida; Asparagales; Orchidaceae
Product: subtilisin-like protease SBT1.5
Biological process (GO): proteolysis
Molecular function (GO): serine-type endopeptidase activity
Source: RefSeq, a predicted model, not a curated record
GACCAGGCCAACAAUCCCGGCGUGGUAACCGCAUCAAAAUAGCGUUUUUGAGCACCAUGCUUUAUUCAUGGCGCCAACCUUCCUCCCUUCUUCAACCUCUUAUAUAUCCUUCUAACCCCUAACUCUCCUCCAACAUCAAACCUUUCAUCAAUUUCAAAAUGAACCAUCUUCUUCCACUCUUCUUCUUCUUCUUCUUCAAGCUAUCUUACAGCCAAAUUCUUCCCCUAACCAUUUUAAACUCCACCAUUACCUCUCCCCGCCUUGAAACCUACAUCAUCCACCUCCGAAAACCAAAUUCCAUCCAUCCCUUCACCGCAGAAGACCAUCUAAACUACCACAAAUCCUUCCUCCCCACCUCUUCCUUAACCUCCGGCGAGCCCCGCCUCAUCUACUCCUACCAAAACGCCAUCAUCGGCUUCGCCGCAAAGCUCACCUCCGACGAAGCCAUUUCCCUCGAGCAAAACAAUGGCGUCCUCCACAUCAUUCCCGACAGACUCCUCUCCCUCCACACCACCCACAUCUCCGAUUUCUUAAACCUCCAUCCUAAAAGCUGCUUCAUGAAAGAUGCCAACUUUGGCAAAGGAUCCAUCAUCGGAAUCCUCGACACGGGUAUCUUCCCCACCCAUCCUUCCUUCAAAGACAUCGGGAUCUCUCACCCUCCCCCAACUAAAUGGAAAGGCCAUUGCGAAUUCAAACCAGCCAUGUGCAAUAACAAAAUCAUCGGAGCUAAAUCCUUCAUCCAUGGCCAAAAGGACCCGCCUUUUGAUUCCGACGGUCACGGCACCCAUGCCGCUAGUAUUGCCGCCGGCUGGCUUGUGAAAAACGCCGGCGUUCUCGGAAACGCGCGGGGAACGGCGGCUGGGAUUGCCCCUGCGGCUCACCUCUCCAUUUACAGAGCAUGCCAAUCUAACGGUUGUUUGGCUAGCGAUGUGUUAGCAGCUAUCGACCAGGCUAUCUCUGACGGCGUCGAUGUUCUCUCUAUUUCUCUCGGCGGCGCCGCCAUUCCUUUCUAUGACGACGCUGUAGCCAUUGGAGCUUUAGCCGCCGUUGAAAGAGGGAUUUUUGUCAGCAGCUCAGCCGGGAACGCCGGCCCUGUUUCGGCGACUGUGGAGAACGAUGCUCCAUGGAUGCUCACCGUCGGCGCCGAUUCAACGGACCGAGCAAUCCGCGCCACGGUGUUGCUGGGAAACGGAGAAGAACUUAACGGCGAAUCUUCUUAUCAGCCAGUUGGAUUCACCUCUGUUUUGCUUCCGAUAGCUUACCCAGGGGCUCGAGGCGGCUCGCGUGCAAAGACUUGCAGCGAUGGAUCUCUGAACCGGCUUAAUGUUCGGGGAAAGAUCGUUCUUUGUCACACAGGGGGAUCGAACACCAGUAUAGAAAAAGGAGCCGUUGUCACGAAAGCCGGCGGUGUUGCUAUGAUUCUUGUUAACGAUGAGAUGCGGCGGAGCACCGUGGAAGCUGGAGCACAUGUGCUGCCAACGGCCGUCGACGGCGAAUCCGACGGCCACGAUUCAUUUCAAGGGGACAGUGUACGGUUCAUCGCCGGCGCCGGCGGUAGCUGAUUUCUCCGGCCGUGGUCCCAGCGCUGUGAAUGAGGGAAUUUUGAAGCCAGACAUUGUUGGUCCAGGAGUCAACGUGGCGGCGGCGUGGCCAUUUCCGGUGGGUCCGCCGGCGCUCGAUGCCGGAAACAUGACUUUGCCGACGUUUAACAUGGUGUCGGGGAGUUCGGCAGCGGCGGCGGGGGUGGGCGGGGGGGGGCCAGGUGUGGAGCUAUCGCAUCCGGAUUGGUCGCCGGCGGCGAUAAAGUCGGCGAUGAUGACGACGGCGGACGUGUUGGAUCGUGACGGAGGGGUGAUUGUCGAUGAAACGCUCGGCGAAGCAGGAUACUUCGCCGUUGGAGCAGGGCAUGUGAAUCCUACGAAAGCGGAUGAUCCGGGACUGGUCUAUGAUCUUCAACCUGGAGAUUACGUGCCGUAUCUCUGCGGAAUGGGAUACACAGAUAAGCAGGUGUCGACCAUUACACGACAGACGGUGGAGUGCUCGAUGUUCGAGACUAUCGUUGCAGAGGAGCUGAACUACCCAUCGAUCUCAGUGGCGAUGGGUUCGAACAUGGAGAAAACAGUGAUGAGGACUGUGAGGAACAUAGGGGAGGAAGAGGCCGUGUAUUCGGUGCAAAUUAGGGCUCCGGAAGGGGUGGAGGUGACUGUUUAUCCGGAGAAGUUAGGGUUUUCAGAGAUGAAUCAGAGCAGGAGCUUUAAUAUAUAUUUCAGCACAGGAAAUGUGGGAGAAAGGAGAGGAACGGUGGCGCAAGGGCAGCUCAGGUGGGUUUCCAACAAGCAUAUUGUGAGGAGUCCUCUCUUGAUUUCUUUUGUUUGAUUGAGAUUAUCAUGGUUUUGCUUACUAUGUGUGUAUGUGGGUUUUUAUUUUAUUUUUAUUUAUUUUGUUGCUCAUUAUAAUAAAAAUGUGUUUUUUAUUUUUGUUUCAAGUUGUCAACUUUAUUUGAAUGCAAGUGUUAAUGUGAUUUGGACCAAUCAAAUAAAAGAUUUAUUACUA